Messenger RNA from Prorocentrum cordatum, 1503 nucleotides. The record is from the annotation of a GenBank genome assembly. NCBI's taxonomy places the organism in Eukaryota, Dinophyceae, Prorocentrales, Prorocentraceae.
CUCGUGUCGAGGGACGCGCCCGACCUAAGCCGACGGCCCCCGCGCGCCGCCGCCGCGGCGACCGCGGCCGACGGCCCGCCGUCCGCUAGCCGGCGCGCCGACGCCAGGAGAGGACGGAGGGCGGCCGUGAUGGACCGGCCUCCUGCUGCCUCGGGCGUCCUGCGGAGGGGGCGGGGGCAGGAGGAGGGGGCAGGAGGACCAGGGCCCCCAGGAUGGCAGGCGGCGUCCGAAGUCCGCUGCACACCAGAAGCAGGAACAGCGGCACAGAGCAGGACCGCUCGGAGGCCCGCACGGCUCUCUCGGGUCGGCGCUGGGCCCCCCCCCAUGGCGCGCUCCGCACACGCCUGGAACUCUCACCAACGUGCGCUUGCCGGCGCCCGUGCACGACGUGCCGCGGGUCCCAUCCCCCCACGCUGUCGGGGUGGGGUGAACGCCGCACCGGCGGCCGAGGACGCGGGCGCCGCGCGGGGGAAAACGCGCAAGACCGGCUGCGCCCGCGUGCCGGGCGUGGCCCAGGGAGGGGGAGGGGAGAGAAGAGGAUAUGCAGAGAGAGAGAGCAGCAGCAGGAGGAGCAGGAGGGAGUCGCCGCCGCCGCCCAGCAAGGCCCUCGCCGCCGCUUGGCGGCCGCCGCUCAGAAGAUGAUGUCGUCGUCCUUCUUCGUGCUGUCCAGCGCGCUGGGCACAUCGAGGGCCGACACGGGCGCUGGCAUCGCCAGGCCCUUGGCCUCUAGCUCCUUCUUGAGCGCUAUCUUCUCGCGUUCUAUCUUCGCCUUCUUCUUCUCGACGACCUUCUUAACUCUGAAAAACUCCUCGCGAUCCAUCUCGUCCAUCUCCUGUGUGAUGUACUGGAUGGUGUCCUCGAUGCGUGGAAUCAGAACGUACUGCAGAGCGUUCACGCGGCGGCUCGUCAUCUUGAUCUCCUCGUCGAGGGUCUUGAAAGCGCACUGCAACGAGGCAAGCCUGAUCAGGGCAACAAUCGACUUGAAAUAGGUGUCCUUGCAGGUCUUCACCACCGCGCCACCAUUUGUGAUACCGAUUGUCUGUGACGACGUGUCUUUGGUUGGAUCGUGCACCACCUUGAAAUUCGGGAUUGACACGCCAGCGCAAUUGUCCGCAAGCAGCCUCACCUGCACGGUCGGCUUCAUAGCCCUCUCAACUAUGGUAGAGUUGAAGUCGUCACCUGCCAUGGCCCAAUUCGCUUUGGCCAGGGAGAAAGCCGCCUCCCUCAAGCCAUUACCUACCUCCAUCUUGGUGGUGACGAUCUCCUUGAGCAGGCCCAUGAACUUAGCCUUCAUGGCGUCGCGCUUUUUCUUCAGCAGCUUGAAGCCCUUGGAGGCGCCGCCCAGACGGCCCUUGUAGGUCUGGAGCGUCAUGCGGUUGGCGGCUGGCCUCGACGACAUCUCUGCAGGGAUCUCGCGGCGUGGACCGCGGCCUCGGAAGCAGCUGCGGGGCGCGUGGUGAGAGGUGCAGCCGAAGCUCGAGCCCAGCUUGAGCCAAAAUGGCU